Molecule: messenger RNA, 2410 nt
Organism: Octodon degus (degu)
Lineage: Eukaryota; Metazoa; Chordata; Mammalia; Rodentia; Octodontidae
Gene: Mrm3
Product: mitochondrial rRNA methyltransferase 3
Exons: 4
Coding region: 5-1138 (377 amino acids)
Biological process (GO): RNA processing
Molecular function (GO): RNA methyltransferase activity; RNA binding
Source: RefSeq, a predicted model, not a curated record
GAAGAUGGCUGCUCUGGCGAGAUGCAUGAGGUGUGCUGUGAAACCAUCGUUGCCGGUCGUCCAGACUUGGGACCUCAGAGCGCGGCGCUGGGUCCGGGCGCUGCGGAGGAGCCCCGUGAAAGUAAUAUUCCCAUCUGGAGAGGUGGUGGAAAGGAAGCGCGCUCCCGAGAAAAAUGUAAUGACAAUCGUUAAGUCCAGGUCAUUUCGAGAAAAGCAAGGGAAGAUUCUUUUGGAAGGUCGGAGGCUGAUUGCAGACGCUCUCCAGGCAGGAGCUGUACCAAAAGUAUUUUUCUUUAGCCGUCUGGAAUACAUUAAGGAGUUGCCCGCAGAUAAGUUGAAAGGAGUCAGCCUCAUAAAGGUGAAAUUUGAGGAUAUCAAGGAUUGGUCGGACCUAGUAGCACCACAAGGAAUAAUGGGGAUUUUUGCCAAACCUGACUAUAUUAGGAUGACGUAUCCAAAGAGUCAGCUUCACCAUACACUGCCUUUAUUGUUGAUUUGUGACAAUCUCCGUGACCCUGGGAAUCUAGGGACAAUUCUGAGAUCUGCAGCUGGGGCAGGAUGCAGCAAAGUGUUACUCACCAAAGGCUGUGUGGAUGCCUGGGAGCCCAAAGUCCUACGGGCAGGCAUGGGGGCACAUUUCCAGGUGCCCAUUAUCAACAAUCUGGAAUGGGAAUCAGUGCCCAACUAUCUGCCCCCCGAAACCCGCGUCUACGUGGCAGACAACUGUGGUCUUUAUGCCCAAGCUCAGAUGUCUAACAAAGCCAGUGACCAUGGCUGGGUGUGUGAUCGACGAUUCCUAAAGUUUCACAAGUAUGAGGAGGAGGAGGAGGAAGAGGAAGGCAAGGAUCUAGAGAGCAGGGCCAAUAAAGGUUGGUUCCCUGAACUUGAUGUCCAGAGUUACGACUUGGACUGGAUGGAGUCACCAGCAGCUGUGGUGGUAGGUGGGGAGACCCACGGCGUGAGCCUGGAGUCCCUGCAGUUGGCAGAGAGCACUGGGGGCAAGAGGCUGCUAAUCCCCGUCGUGCCUGGAGUGGACAGCCUGAACUCAGCCAUGGCUGCGAGCAUCCUGCUUUUUGAAGGGAAAAGACAGCUGCGGGUAAGAGGGGAGCACAUGAGCAGGGACAGGAGUUAUCAUUGAGAGGAUGCCGCUAGCCCCCAGCCUGGCUCAGUGUUAGGAGACUGACAAAGUUGGCAACUGGCUUCCAGGCCACAUGCAGGAGGCAGGACGUAGACACUAGUGCCAUAUAUGGUUAUUGGAAUGAUAAGAAUUUCUAUAAAGUCUCUGCUUUUCAUCGAAAAUAACAAAGGCCAAAAUUCUUGGGAGAAAUCCUAUCUCUCCCAUCUAUUGAGGUUGUAGAUGGUUCACAUGACUAAAAAUUCUCCAGAGUGCUUGGCUAGCAUGCACAGAGCUCUAGGUUCUAGUUCCAUACCUCAACAACAACAACAACAAAAAAAGUUACUAAGGAGCAUCCUUCUGUCCAGAAGUUUCCCAAGACAGUAUCCUGGUCAGAGCAGACUUCCCUCCACCAGCAGGGGUUGUUUAGUGGCCAUGAAGUACUGGUCAUAAGCCAUGGCUGAGUCACUUGAAUCUGAUUAGUCACUGGAAGAUAAGCCAUGAUGUAUAGAGCCACAGGUUACAUUGAAAGGGUUCAUUUGCAUGUGGUCAGUGUGUGUCUUUUUGCAUCGUUGUCCUAGUGAUGAUACCAAUAAGAAAUUAAUGACCCAGGAAGCUAAGGGGUACAGGUCAUGGCGUUCGCCACCUGGCUGUUCUGGGCUGGAUAUGUCAGCCUCUGGGGUUCAGCCCUUCACUACAGCAGCUACUACCUGUAUUUCCCUCUUUGGCAAUCAGUAGAAAAUGUUAUUUCGUCAAGUGGUGUCAUGUGUUCUUAUCAUCUCUCUAAAUAACUUUUUGAGAAUUGUGCAAAAAAAAGAAACUGAGUUUUAAAAUCUAUAGCUUAACAUUAUCUGUCAGGAGAGCCCAACUCUUACUAGCUCCCUUCUGUGAGUAGUUCUUGUUAUGGUUUAGAUCUAACUUGUCCCAUGAAGUCUCGUACUCUGGGGGGACUUGUGGAAGGUAUUUGGGGUCAAGAGGGUGAUGCACUUACCAAGGGAUCAGUCCAUUGAUGAGUCCAUGGCUGAGUGUGCCGGUCAGAGGUGGGGUCUCUGGAGAACUCACGGGGGAGGCAAGCUGGGAAAGUGGAUCGUCUCCAGCUCUUCUUUCCCUCCUUUCCCAGUUGCUGUGUGAAUAGCUUUCAUCUACAAUGCAGCAAGCCACCCAUAGUUUGAAUCUACUGAAACCAUGAGCCCAAAUCUAUAUUCCUUUCAGUUCCAGGUUUUGAGAGGUUUUUUGUUGUUGUUGUUAUUUUUUAAUGUAUUUGGUACAGGGCCUCACUAUGCAGCUCGGACUCCU